This is a messenger RNA of Rhinolophus ferrumequinum (greater horseshoe bat), 1574 nucleotides long. It is a transcript of the gene AQP7, whose product is annotated as aquaporin 7. Bases 293 to 1300 code for a protein of 335 amino acids. Gene Ontology annotation, molecular function: urea transmembrane transporter activity; glycerol channel activity; water channel activity. The record is from RefSeq and is a predicted model, not a curated record. The transcript has 8 exons. Gene Ontology annotation, cellular component: plasma membrane; basolateral plasma membrane. NCBI's taxonomy places the organism in Eukaryota, Metazoa, Chordata, Mammalia, Chiroptera, Rhinolophidae. Gene Ontology annotation, biological process: glycerol transmembrane transport; water transport.
UAUUUCAGGCAGUGUGACAGGACUUGGCUCAAGUGGCGCAGGCCAAAACCCUGCCCCACUGACCUCUACCCUGGAGGAACAGAGCAGAGCAGCACUUGAAGUCGGAGCCACUCCAAGGAAGGCUGAGAGAUGGGCUCUAGACUGGGGACACAGUGGAGUCCCAGCUGCAGGAGUAGCCAGAACCCGGGACAUUCAGGGAGGAAGACCAAGACCUGCUGUCACUGAGAAGCCUCCAAGGAAGACGCUGAGAAACCUAAGGCACUUCAGCAGACAUCUAAAUCUCAGACAGAAUAUGACUCAAGCAAACAGGAAGAAGUGGAUGGUCUCAUCGCCAGUGAUAGUAAGGACGCAGGCAAUACUGCAGAAGGAAAUGGUGCGCGAGUUCCUGGCCGAGCUCAUCAGCAUGUAUGUCAUGAUGGUGUUUGGCCUUGGAUCCGUGGCUCAUAUGGUCUUAGGAGAUAAAUUCGGCAGCUACCUUGGUGUCAACUUGGGUUUUGGCUUCGGAGUCACCAUGGGAGUGCACAUUGCAGGGAAAAUCUCUGGGGCCCACAUGAAUGCGGCCGUGACCUUCACCAACUGUGCACUAGGCCGCCUGCCCUGGAAGAAGUUUCCUGUGUAUGUACUGGGUCAGUUCCUGGGUUCCUUUCUGGCUGCUGCCACCACCUAUGGCCUCUUCUACACGGCCAUUUUCAACUACUCAGGCGGAGAGCUGACAGUGACUGGUCCUGUAGCCACUGCUAAUAUUUUUGCCACCUAUCUUCCUGACCACAUGACAUUGUGGAGGGGCUUCCUGGAUGAGGUGUUACUUACGGGGCUGCUGCAGCUGUGUCUGUUCGCCAUCACAGACAAGGGAAACAACCCAGCACAGCAAGGGACACAGGCCGUGGUGAUCGGCCUCCUUGUUGUCAUCAUUGGAGUGUCUCUGGGCAUGAACUCAGGAUAUGCAAUCAACCCAUCCCGGGACCUGCCUCCCCGCUUCUUCACCUUUAUUGCUGGCUGGGGCGUCCAGGUCUUCAGGGCCCAGAACUGGUGGUGGGUGCCAGUGGUGGCACCGCCUCUGGGUGCCUACUUAGGUGGGAUCAUCUACUUGGUCUUCGUUGGCUCCACCAUCCCACAGGAGCCCCCGAUAUUGGAGAACCCCAUGGAGUAUGAAGACCGCAAAAUACGUGUGUUGCCCAUGACCACGCCUCCCAAAAUGGAGACCUCUUCCCUUGCCCCCGACUCUGUGUCCAGGGACAACAGACCUUCAGUCUGGCCUGUCGCACCCGUAGGUGACUCCAUCCACAUAGAGCAAUUCUAAGAUUAUUCGUGAGCCCCAUCCCCACCCCAAUUUGAAGGCCUUGUCCCACAGGAGCACCCUUACUUCCUGGGUUCUUCCAGGAACUCUAGAGUUAUGCUGUAGCCCAAAACUGGAGCAUGGAGCAAAGAGGUCUCAGACUCCUUCCAGCCCUGGGAGCUGAGACGCCCCCUGGAGGAGAAUGGGGAAGAGCCAACCUGCAGCCUCAGGCAGAACCAGAUGACAUUAAAAAAUGCCAGAUACAGAAAGGUGGACUUUCAGGCAUAGUGUAGGAAAG